Sinocyclocheilus anshuiensis is the source of this 964-nucleotide messenger RNA. It is a transcript of the gene tfpt, whose product is annotated as TCF3 (E2A) fusion partner. Gene Ontology annotation, cellular component: Ino80 complex. Gene Ontology annotation, molecular function: DNA binding. The record is from RefSeq and is a predicted model, not a curated record. Bases 179 to 757 code for a protein of 192 amino acids. Lineage: Eukaryota; Metazoa; Chordata; Actinopteri; Cypriniformes; Cyprinidae. The transcript has 6 exons. Gene Ontology annotation, biological process: apoptotic signaling pathway; apoptotic process; positive regulation of apoptotic process.
UGUAGAUGUUUAGUUUUAUUUACUUGCUUGUGCUUCGAUUCAAUUAUGCAUAGACCGAACUGAUGAGGAGUAGAAAACACCUGCAGGAUUUAUAAUAAACUGACUGAAUCAUGUGUGGCUCUUUACAAUAUUACUAACUUAAAGCACGUCUGGUUUAUGUGAGUUCUGUGUGCUUCAGAUGAUGGAGGAUUUCUCAGGUCUGGCUCUUCCUCCGCUGUUCGGGGGUCACUUUCUGGAAGCGGAGCUGGAGACGGGUGGCGUGGAGCUGGGCCCCAGCGGCACUGAGCUCCUGGAUAGCGAUGGGGCCCCGUCGGGCCCCGCACAGGACGAGGAAGAUGAGAGGAGGGAGCUGGACAAAAAGAAGUAUCAAGCUCUCAGCAAGAGGUGCAAGGAGAUUGAACAGGUAAAUGAGAAGAUUUUGGGACGACUUCACCAGGUGCAGAGACUGACACGCCGACUGAGGAAAGAAAGAAGGUUUCUGAUGAAGACUCUGGACUCGUAUGGAGAUGAUUACAGGACGGCACAGCUCACCAUCACACUGGAGGAUGAAGGGAAGGCAGGUUUAGAUUCAGCUGUUGGUGCUGAUGAAGAAAGCUCUUCUCCAACGUGUCCUCAUCAGUCGGCAGCUGGACCAAAGAAAAAGAGACACCGGGUCCCAAAGGACAGAGAGAGAGAUGCACAGAUGGAGUCGGAGCAUCCGCUCGUGACGGAGGGUCAGUUCACAGGAUUCCCCAGCCCUAGUUCACCGUCUCACUGAUCCCAGACCGGAAGAAGAGCACGCCGAGGCUGACAGACUCUAACUCCCAGCAUGCAUGAAAUCACCAAACUGUUUUUGUGGGGGUGAAAAAAAAUUUUUGUCGGGAAAUUACGACUUUUUUUUAUAAAUCUUUUUUAUGUAACUCCAGCAUUUGGGCCCGAUCUUUUGUCAUGAUGAAGACAUUAAACGUUUUUUCAGUUUAACUUC